UGAGGGUCCGCGUGACGUUACAUGGAAAUAUUUUCCAGAUGCGCGCUGAGUAGUGGCGCAGAAUCCUCUAUUUUUGGCUAUUUCGAAAGUUCUACGCUUGCACAAUAGUUUGAUUUCUUUAGGUCGCCUGUAGUAAUAAGAAAUAAUGUUGAAUUAUGAAGACGGAUUUCAGGACGAAUUGGAAGGGGUCCGCCAACCUCGCUGCGUGAAGUAAACUGCGUUUGGUUUGUUCAGCUCUUCAGUCCUUUUCAGAGACCAAAAUGAGGGCAAUGCAUGCCAUUCUAAUAAUUUUCAUCUGCCUUCACUAUAGUUGGGGUAAGAAGAUGCGCUGGUGCACGGUGUCUGAGCCGGAGCAGAAGAAGUGUGCGGAGCUGGCCAAGGCCCUGGUGGCAGUGUUGCCUCCUGCUGCUGUGGCAGCAUUCGCAAGGCUCUCCUGUGUCCUCGCCUACAGCACCACCGACUGCAUCAACAAGAUCAGGGCUAACCGUGCUGACAUGGUAACAUUGGAUGCAGGGGAAGUCUACACUGCAGUGAAGCAGUUUGGCCUCACUGCCAUUGCCAAGGAGAUCUACAGGGACGGAGGCUGUAUUCUGUCGGUGGCGGUGGUGAGGAACAGCACCCUGGACGUGCGCUCCCUGCAGGGCCAGAGAAGCUGUCAUACUGGGGCCCGCUGGACGGCAGGCUGGAGUCUACCCCUGGGCUUCCUGCUGUCCCGCAACUACCUGACCUGGGCAGAGGAGCAGACACUCAGUCUGGCGGUCAGUGCCUUCUUCAAUGCUAGUUGUGUUCCUGGGGCGGCUGCCAUAGCACCCGUCCUGUGUGCCCUGUGUCAGGGUCAGAAGUCCUACAUCGCCCAGCGCAACUUCCACUGUGAAACGGCACAUGGCGAACCCUUCUACAACAGCCAGGGGGCGCUCAGGUGUCUCAAGACUGGGGCAGGGGAUGUUGCUUUUGUGGACCAUACAGCCCUGGAGGGUAUUGAAGAGAGUGAGAGGAAGGAUUACCAGCUGCUGUGUACUGAUGGUACCCGUGCGCCACUAAGCCACUAUGGGACCUGCAACUUGGGAAGGGGACCAGGACAGGGCAUGGUCACUCGACUCAAUGUUCGUAAGAUCGCACGCAAGUUCCUGGCGGCAGCACAGAUGGCGUUUGGUCGGCGGGGUAGAGAGAGGCAGCGUUUCCAGCUCUUUGACUCUGCUCCGUUCGGCGCCGCUGAUCUGCUCUUCAAGGAUGUCACAGAGAAGCUGUCCAUUCUAGAGGAUAACAAGGACAUCAGUCAGGUGCUGGGGCUGGACUAUGUGGCUCUCCUCAAAGGCCUUGGACAUGAAGGAAGCUCAUUGGAGGACAGUGUUGUGCGUUGGUGCUGCAUUAGCAAUGCAGAACAGAAGAAAUGUGAGCAGUGGGCUCUCAGCAUUAAGUCAGACCCAUUGGUGUGUGUUAGAGCCAUCUCCAUGAGCGAUUGUGUCGAGAAGAUUAAGAGAGAUGAGGUGGAUGCUGUCUCACUGGACGCCACGCACGCAUUCAUCGCUGGGAAAUGUGGCCUUGUCCCCGUGGUAACAGAGUAUUAUGGGAAGACGUGCGUACCGGCUGAGGGAGGAGCUGAAAAAGCAGGCCAUUUAGAGACGGAUGUGUUGCCAUCCGUCGUUGGUGUGGCGGUCGUGAAGCGCUCCACCAGGGGUGUGUUCUUUGGGAACUUUGGGGGCAGGCGCUCCUGCCACGGCCACAUGUACAGCCCUGCAGGCUGGCUUCUGCCCUUUAGACACAACCUCAGCCUGGAACACAACAACACCUCUCCCUGUGAACCAAACCAAGUGUAUAACGAGGUGUUCUGGAAGGGCUGUCUCCCUGGUUCUCAGGGAAACCUCUGUAAAGUGUGUAUGGGGGGRACUGGGGAGGCUGCCACCAAACGCUGUGCAGACAACCACAAUGAGCGUUACUACGGCAACAUGGGGGCUUUGAGGUGCCUGGUGGGAGAUGCCAGUGGGAAGAGCUAUGGAGAUGUGGCCUUUGUUGAGCAGCACAAUCUAGAGAGCAACAUCCUCAGUCUGAGCCCCAGUGGGUGGGCGGAUGGGUGGCUGUCCUGGGACUUUGAGCUUUUGUGUGGGGAUGGCCGGCGGGAACCUUUAUCUGAAUGGGAGAACUGUAACCUAGGAGCCAUCCCACCCAACAUCAUCAUGACAAGACCUGUGCUCACUUCUCGCGUCUAUGACUUCCUCAUGAAGUCACAGGAGACUCUGGCAUCCAACCCAGACACAGAAUUCAGGCUGUUUCAGUCCCAGCAGUAUGGAGAGAGUGAUCUGCUGUUUAAAGACGCCACUCAGUGCCUCAUCCACACCAGUCACCUGGACUACCGCACCAUACUUGGAGAUGAGUUCUACAGACUAGCAGAGAGUGUCUUCAACUGCACACACUCAGACAUCUUGGAAUUUUGCAACCAGGACGUGUGCAGCAUAUUUUGAGCAACAGAGAGAAGAGAAAUCACAUGUUUCACAUUGACCUAUUGUGGAGGCCCUAACCAAUGGUUUGCCAAAAUGUAAUAUUGUUUCUUGCUACUUGUAAUUCCUCAGUCCACARCCAKCUGAAUGUUAAAAWAUAUAUAUAAUUGUCAGAUACAUUUCAA
Messenger RNA from Salvelinus sp. IW2-2015, 2620 nucleotides. RefSeq names its product serotransferrin-1-like. Lineage: Eukaryota; Metazoa; Chordata; Actinopteri; Salmoniformes; Salmonidae. Gene Ontology annotation, cellular component: early endosome; recycling endosome; plasma membrane. Gene Ontology annotation, biological process: iron ion transport. The record is from RefSeq and is a predicted model, not a curated record.